UCUGUACGUGGCAGAUGCCAAGGCAUGGAGCUACGAGUUCCUCAUUUUGGGGUAUCCCCUCUUACCAACACCCUCAAUUUUUUGGGCUCCCUGCAGUCUAACAGAUUCAAAUCCACAGCAUGGUUUUUGUAUGUUUAGGGCCUCCAAUUCCAGCCAGAUGAACAAUGCCCCUCUCCAUCUUCUUCCUCCUCCUCCUCCUCAGCCUUCUCUCCAUCGUUCCUCCGCGCCUCCAUGCUGUUCUUGCACUUCCUGGAGGUUACAACAUCAACUGCGGCGCGUCGCAAGAGGAGACCACCGGAGGCAUCCAAUGGAUCCCUGACGAAGGUUUCAUCAACGUCGGCAACGUGUCCAAGAUCGGAACUCCAGACAUCGUCCCCAUACUUGCCACGGUGAGGUACUUCCCCGAUGAAUCAGCUCGGAAGUACUGCUACAGCAUCCCCGUCGGGCGAGGAGCCAAGUACUUGAUCCGCUCCACGUACUACUACGGCGGCUUCGACGGCGGCGAGAAGCCCCCGGUGUUCGACCAGAUAAUCGACGGCACCAAAUGGAGCACGGUGAACACCACCGAGAACUACGCCAGUGGCCUCACCGCCUACUACGAGAUAGUCGUCGCGGCGCAGGGGAGGACAUUGAGCUUUUGCUUGGCGAGGAAUAACCAGACGACCUCGAGCCCCUUCAUCUCUGCUCUCGAGCUGGUCAGCUUGGAGGAUUCCAUGUACAACGGCACGGACUUCACCAAGUACGCGCUGAGCACGGUGGCGCGACACCGCUUCGGCUACGGCGGCGAGAUCGUCAGCUAUCCAGAUGAUCCGUUCAACCGAUACUGGGAGGCGUUCACGGACUCGAACCCGUACGUGGAGUGCCACUCGAACGUGACGCCGUCGGAGUUUUGGAACCUCCCGCCGGCGACGGUGUUCCAGAGAGCUCUGACGACGAGCCGAGGGAAGAAGCUCGCGGUGCAGUGGCCGCCGGUGACGCUGCCGAGCGCCGCCUACUACGUGGCGCUCUACUUCCAGGACAACCGCACGCCCAGCCCGUUCAGCUGGAGAGUGUUCGACGUGGCCGUCGAUGGCAGGGAGUUCUACAAGGGGUUGAAUGUUUCGGCCGAGGGUGUGAUGGUGUACGGGACGCAGUGGUCUCUCUCAGGGAAGGUGGAGAUUGUGAUGACCCCCAGCAGCGAUUCGCCCGUUGGUCCUGUGAUCAAUGCAGGGGAGAUCCUUCAGAUAGUGCCUUUUGGGGAGAAGACUAUAACCAGAGAUGUGAUUACAAUGGAGGAUCUCGCGAGGAACCUUAAGAACCCACCGCCGGACUGGAGAGGAGAUCCAUGCUUGCCAAGGCAGCAUUCAUGGACUGGAGUGAGCUGCUCUCAGAGUGGUUCCAUCAGAAUAGUGGGACUGAACCUCACAAACUUUGGCCUCUCAGGAUCGCUGCCAAGCAGCAUCAACAACUUGACGGCACUCGCAAAUAUUUGGCUUUCCGGGAACAAACUCUCUGGUCCAAUCCCUGAAAUGAGCUCUCUGAGGAACUUGGUCUCCUUGCAACUGCAGGACAAUCAACUCAGCGGAUCGAUUCCAUCUUCAUUGGGAGGACUCGAAAACCUCAAGGAGAUAUAUCUCCAGAACAACAAGCUCACGGGGAAUGUGCCAGAGAGUUUGAAGAAGAAGAUCGGGGUGGACGUAAAGUAGGCCAAGAUCUUAACCUGCAGCAGCAUCUUGUUUUGUGUAAAUUGUUGUGCAUGACUCCCUUGGUUGUGGUGUUUGACAGGCUUGGACUUGGAAACCAGAUUGACUAACAAAAAACAUUGUGGAGAGCAAUGGGAUGAGACAAGUGGGGGAGGAGGGGAAAUCUAUGCUUAAGGUUGGAGUUGGUCUUUGUUGAGGCUGCAGAGAGGAAUGUAUUUUGUAGUCUCAGUGAGCAGUUCAAGUGCUAAUUCUGAGGUCAUUGUUUGAAUUAGAACUUCUACCUCACUGUUACUGCUUUGCUGCCACCUGUUGGCGUGCUUCUACUACUCUU
This is a messenger RNA of Musa acuminata AAA Group (dessert banana), 2013 nucleotides long. RefSeq names its product probable LRR receptor-like serine/threonine-protein kinase At5g59680. The transcript is spliced from 8 exons. Gene Ontology annotation, molecular function: protein binding. The coding region runs from base 165 to 1685 and encodes 506 amino acids. The record is from RefSeq and is a predicted model, not a curated record. Lineage: Eukaryota; Viridiplantae; Streptophyta; Magnoliopsida; Zingiberales; Musaceae.